AUGGUGUCAUUCGCGUCGCCAUUAUUCUGGCAGAUCAAUUAUCUGGUGUCUAACUUGAGCAAAAAGAAUUUUAAGUCUAACGUAGCUGAGCUUAACCAGCUCGUGGAACUCUAUGGGGAAGAUGCGCGCAUCUUUCUCCUCAACUGCCUUGUUAAGGACAUCGACUUUCGCGACACGCGUGGCCAGAAGGACGCUCUCAAGAUCCAGCUACUCACGCAUGAGGUUGCGCAGGCUUCUUCGCGCCCAAACUUUACCACCUUUAUAUGCGAGGCGGUUGAAGGAAGUUCUUCGGCCAUCGGUGGACACCAUGUGACUGAAGAAUAUCUUCACCACUUUUGCAAAACUCUUAAGCUUAGCUUGCCGCAGCAGGUGACGGUCGGUCUGGCUUUUGCCCAGGGCGAAAAUGCUGAAAGAUCUGCUCAGGCUAUUCAAUUCCUGCGCACUAAGAUUCUUGAACUUUCGACGUGUGGAGCCAAACUUCCCUCGGAUGUGCUCCAUUCGCUAGUGUUUGUGCUGCGCAUGAAUAAAGAAUUUCGUGCUGAUAUCGCGGAAACCGACUCCUAUCUUGCUAGUAUCUCAUCAGCGCACCCAAAUGACAUGGGAUUACUUGAAAUGGCUCCACUUACAAUAGGCGAUCUCGAACAUGUGGACUGCGAGCCCAUGACGGCAUCAGACUCGCUCAGUAAUCUCAUAUCAGACGUAUCUUCUAAUUGCCUAUUCUAUGAAUUGAUGGAAGACGUUGGCUACUCGUCUACGGCGUCCCCACAGACAUUUCGCACGCUUCUUGCGGAGGCUGGUUUGGCCAAGGCUUCCUCGAUUCCUCCAAACCAGGUGGCAGGAAUGCUAGUAAUGCUUUCGCAGACUUAUACCGGUCUCGAUGCAACGAAUGGAGCAACUUUGAUGGCGAAUCUUACUAUUGACUUUGAGGCCGCCGCGGCUGAUGUUGCUGUCGCCGCACCAGUGCGGAAAAAUUGGGAUCUCGAUGUCAUUGCAGAAGUAAUACAGAAGGACUACACUUCGAUUAACUGGACUAAGGUAGCUGAGAAGCUCGAUCGUCCUGAUCUCAACAUCCAGGAUGUGACUCAGUUGCGUGUGCUUGUUACGGCUUUUCAACGGCUCUCGCAGACCAAAUUCCGUUUGACAACUUUGCUGCGACCGUGGACUAAUAGCCGGGCUCACAUGAGUAUUCUGAAGGUCGCUGUAGAGGCGCCACCGGAUGUGCUUUCGUUCUUGGAUUCUCCGCAAAAGCUGGCGCCGUUUGAAGGCGCCGAUGCGUCUUCUGUACCUAAGAAUGGCGUUUGGUUCUCCCUCGAUAUUGUAGAAACGCUGCUACAAGUCUCGGAAAAAGAUUGUUACGGUGACGUGCGCAAGCUGUUAGAUGGCGCGAUGAAGACGUGCCCUGAUGUGUUGAUCGCAAAUUUGGCCCAAGCAUCGCCCAGUUGGAAUGGUUUGCGUGACGACAUGUUCUCAGAGCUAUUUUGCACUUAUAUCAUGGGCAGACCUAACGCACCACUUAUUAUGCGUCAUCUUUGGUCUGUCGCGCCCAAAUUAGUACUGUAUGCAAGUGUAAAAUGCUUUUACGCUGCGACGGCACCGCACAUUGUGUCGCGACUGUUUGCGCUAUUCCGCAACACAGGUGAUUCAUUUGCAUCCGCGAUUCAUUCGAACUACUUCUCGUUUGCUCUGGCAUUGGCCACGAUGGGAGCGAAUCACGACGUCCUUAACUUAGAGACAUGGCUAGUAGAGCGCCUCGCAUCGCAAAGAACGGCUUUUGCUACCUCGUGUCUGGCUUUUGUGCACCGAAACUAUGCUCGUGCAGUGCCAAAAAGUAACAUUACCCCGCAGUCCAGCCAUGUACUGUCUAUUGAGUCGUUAGCGACUAUUCUUAAAUGUAUCAUGACCGUUCAGAGCGCACUUCCGAUCACCAUAUCACAAGAGCUCAAACGUAUCAUCACCUUAUGCAUGGAAACCCACCCAGUCAUUUCGGCGUCUACGCGCCAGACCGGAGAAAUUAGCAAUUUGCACACCCCAGGAUUAAUUGCUGGUAGCGGAGCUAUUGCAGUAGCAGGUGUUAGCACUGGAGCUGGAGGUGAUACCAUCUCGAGUAGCGGCGCAACCUCGACAUACACAGCGGAAAUGAUCGAAGAGCAAGCAAACGCGUAUUUUCAGCAGAUCUACACUUCCGAGCAGAACAUCAACGACGUUGUGGCAAUGCUCAAACGCUUUCAAAGCUCCCGGGACGAGCGCGAACGUCAGAUCUUUUACUGCAUGAUUCACAACUUAUUCGAUGAGUACCGAUUUUUUCCUCGCUACCCGGAAAUGGAGCUGCGGAUUACGGGUGUCCUAUUCGGCAAGCUUAUUGAGCACCAAGUGCUUCCUUCCAACUUUCUCCAGACCGCGCUGCGCUCUGUGCUUGAAAGUCUUCGUGAGCCUGUCAACUCUAAGUUCUUUUUCUUUGGUGCGUGUGCAUUGCAGCAAUUUGUUCCGCGGUUGCGGGAAUUGCCUGCUUAUUGUACGAAUUUAUCGCAAAUUCCUCACCUUCAACACGCCCUACCCGAAAUCAUGCGCCAAGUUAAUCAGGUUACACGUACAAUUUCUGCUUCGGGACCCGCGCUAGAUGCGAGUGCUGGCAGUAGUGGUGCGUUGUCGCUGAGUGGUGCUCUGCAACCAUUAGGUAGGCCAUUUGAGGGAGAUGACGCUUUAAGAGGCGACCCUAGCGCCGAUUUAUGUAGUGCUGUAUCGCCAACGUCUCUUAAAUCUGGAUCGAAGGCUCAAGACGAUAUCGGCAUCCAAAUCCCGUCAUCGAUUUUAAGCCGGUCUGCCGGCCCGUCGUUGACAUCUACGCCACUUAAUGCACCAGCUAGUUCGCCACCUCCUGUUGCUGCCCCCACACCUGAGCUUAAGGUGGAUCACAUUUUUCAUGAUUCAAGCAAAGUUGAUGAGAAUGACGUUAUCGAACAACCGGACGAAAAUGUCAAGGAUCGUAUUCAUUUCAUCGUAAACAAUAUGUCUAUCUCGAAUUUGGAAGCUAAGAUCCCAGAAGUACGUAAAAUGCUGCUACCACCGUAUCAUGGUUGGCUAGCGAACUAUUUGGUGGUGAAGCGUAUUUCGACGCAGCCAAACUACCACACGGUUUACUUGAUUUUUAUCGAGAAGCUUAUGCGUCCAGAACUUGAACUUGAAAUUUUGAAACGCACUUUUCAAAAUGCGCGUAAGCUGCUGACAUCGGAAACAAUCACGACAAACUCGCAGCAGCGUUCAUUGUUAAAAAAUUUAGGCUCGUGGCUUGGUGUCUUUACUCUAGCCCGCAACAAACCUCUGCUACAGCGUGAUUUGGACUUAAAAGAGCUGCUGUAUGCGGGCUACGAAACUGGUCAUCUUAUUGCUGUAACUCCUUUUGUUGCUAAGAUUCUGGAGGGCUGCAAGAAGUCAAAGAUUUUUAAGCCGCCUAAUCCGUGGAUUAUGGGUCUUAUUCAUGCCAUGAGCGAGAUUUAUGACGUGCCUGAUCUCAAGCUCAAUCUCAAAUUUGAGAUUGAAGUCUUGUUCAAAUCAUUCAAGCUGAAUGUAGAGGAUCAGCGGAAAGCACAUUUACUGCAUACGCGUCGCUCCCCACCACGUACAGCAAACCCUGACUUUAAUGUCAAGCUUCCCAAAAAUUCGAAUGUUGGACAGCGCUCAUCCACACCUCCGCCUGGCUCAGGAGUUAAGCUUGGCCAACCACUGACUCCUCGCAAGGUGAAGAAGUCAAGCGAUGGUUUUGUACCUGCCGGUAGUCCGAAUGAAAGAGAGGGAAUAACAUCUUACGGGCUUGGAGCUAAUAACAAUGGAUCUGCUGCUGCGGAGUCAACGGUAAUUCCUAAUCUGGCGUCAUAUGUUGCUGUAAACCCCGAGUUGCCAUUGCGCAAUGUAAAUCUGCGUCGUCUGGUGCCACUUGCUGUGGACCGCGCAAUUCGCGAGGUGAUAUCUCCUGUGGUAGAACGCAGCGUGACUAUCGCUUGCAUCACGACUCGUGAGUUAAUCUUAAAAGAUUUUGCUUCGGAAUCAGACGAUACAAAGAUGCGUAAAGCAGCUCAUUUGAUGGUGGCUUCCAUGUCAGGAUCGUUGGCACUCAUCACAGCGAAGGAACCGCUUCGCAAUGCGAUUGGCACCCACUUGCGUGCUUUACUUCCCACCAGCGCUGGAGAUCCGCAACAGCUUGAGCAUGUGAUUCAAGUUUGCUCGAAUGAGAACACGGACCUAGGCUGCAUGUUGAUCGAAAAAGCGUCUUCCGAAAAGGCCAUGCGAGACGUUGAUGAGGCUCUUGCAGGUGCUUAUGCAACACGUCGGCGUCAUCAACAGCAACUGGCGCAAAACGGAAAAGCAUCAGAAGCCGACAGAGUGCACUUCUUUGAGAAUUGUGCAAGCAGUACAUCUACAACAGCUUCUACUGGCUCUCCUGGUUCUCCUAGUGGCCAAUGGCCCGCUGCUUUGCCUGAAGUCUUCAAACCAAAACCUGGUGGAAUCCCACUCGUGCAGCUAGUGGUUUAUGAAGCAUUUCAACGUAUUCCUCGACCCACAUCAAUGCCGCUGUCAUCCCGUCCUGCUGUUGGCACAUAUUCAGUUGGUUCUAUCGACAAAGAGGGUGACACUACUGGUGUUAGUGUGACUGCAGCAUCAGAUCGAUUUGCUGGAUUGCUAGAGCGCUUUGAGUUAUUCGUGCAGAAAAUGGCUCGUCAGGCUGCGGCAUCGCAGCGUGAACUUCCUUCUUUGUUAGCGAUUCCGACAGACAGUGAAGUGUUUGCUAUUUUGCGUGAGGUUCGUGCGCUUGGUGGGAGUGUGCGUCCAGCAUUGCGAGAUGAAGCCUGCUUAAAAAUUGCAAACCGAAUCGUCAAAUUUAUGUACGAAUUGGGUAACGGAGGUCAAGGCAACGACUUGUUCUUAGAGAUUCUUGUGAGCUCGUUGGAGGCACUGACUACUAGUUGCGAGAAACUUCGCAAGGAGAUUGCGGGAUGGGUAUUGCGCGCACCAGUGGAUGACAAAUUAAAGCUGCACUGUGGAAUAAUUGUGGCUCUUAUUCGAUUCAAAGUGGUUGAUGCUGUUGAGUUCGACAUGUAUUUGGCUCGAAAUAUGGAACGAAAUAGUGUGGCAAUCGAGUUUGCAGUUCACGUCGUCCGUCAAUGCCUGACAAUGAAUCACGUCAGUGUUGCUGCUCAGCUGCCGAACACUCUUGAAGCUCUCGCCCACAUUGUGGAACGCCAUGGAGGUGCGACGGCGAACAAGAACGUUCAGAUUCUAGCUGCACUUCUGGAGCAGGCGCGUGUGCAAAGAAGUCGUCCUACUUUACCAGUGCCGCAAAAAAGCAUGGGCGCAAUCGGAAGUGGUGGUACUGCCAAGCCAGCGGGUGAGCGAUCUCUUGUACACGAGCACGCUGCAUUCAAACACACCUAUCUUCAAAUGCUAAAGCAGUACGGAUUACUUGCUGACGAUGAAAGUGUGUCACUUUUUUUUAAAUUUGGUACCGAGCUAUGUGUUGAUGCCUGCUUGAAGAGCUCGUUCGCCGCAAGUGAUCCUGCUGCACUUAAAGCUGGCGCCAAAGUUCCACUAAAUUACUCAGUAUUAGACGCUCUCACGCACUUGAUGGCGUUGCUGGUGAAGUACCUCGACCCAUCACCCGCGGCAAAGUUGCAGGUGCUAAAUCAUGGUGUGGGAGCGAUUGCCAAUGUACUUGUUGCAGCCCAUGACAUGUCGCGCAAAAAGAAGGCCCCUUUCGACCAACGCGUUUUUUUUCGUAUGUUUGUUAAUCUCAUGAAGGAGCUGACGGCUCAAGAACCUACUUUGGAUGCCAUCCAUCUGCAAGUACUUAACACAUUUGCUAGCGCGUUUAACACGCUUCAGCCUGUAGGAUUGCCUGGUUUUGUGUUUGCUUGGACGGAGCUUAUUUCGCACCGAUGCUUUAUGCCGUUAUUGCUGCGAGCGAAGCAGCAACGUGGUUGGCAGAUUUUACAUCGUCUGCUGAUGAAUCUGCUGGUGUUCAUGGAGCCAUUCUUACGCCAUGCCAACUCGUCUACACCACUACCAAUUUCCAUUGCGGCACUUUACAAGGGUGUGACACGCAUCAUUUUGGUGCUUCUUCACGACUACCCGGACUUCCUAAGCGACUUUUAUACGAGUUUUUGCGACGUAUUGCCUGCAACUUGCGUGCAACUACGAAAUGUUGUUUUGUCGGCCUUUUCGCGCUCGACGCGCCUGCCUGAUCCCCUCAGUUUGGGUCUACAGGUCGCCCAGCUCCCUGAAGUGAGCGUGGCCCCGCGGCUCAUGUCAUCAUGGGGAGCCGCUCUCUCACACAACGGCAUCAAGGAUCAUGUUGACGAAUUUCUUCAUGCACCGUCAAACCGCGCCUCUGUCUUUCCUUUCGAUCUGAUCUCGAAGCUAAUCCGUCCUUCUGCCCAAUUGGAGCACGACCCAACGUCUUGCAAGUAUGCAUUGCCUGCACUUAACGCGUUAGUACUGUAUCUGGGCAAAGAAGGUAUUGCCGAUAUGACGAACUGUGGUUUGACACCAACUACUGCGCUAAAGACGUCAUCAGGAUCUGAGAGCGUUGCCAAUCCUACUGACAAAUUUGAGCAGACCGCAGCCAUGGAUGUUUUUCGGUACCUAGCGGACGAGCUGGAUGCGGAAGGCCGUUAUUGGUAUUUCAGCUCUUUGGUGAAUCACUUGCGCUUCCCGAACAGCCACACCCACUAUUUCAGCUGCGUCAUUCUCUACUUAUUUUCGUACUCGAACAACAAGGUGGUCAAGGAGCAGAUCACACGUGUGCUCAUCGAGCGUCUCAUCGCCAACCGCCCACACCCAUGGGGCCUCUUAGUGACUUUUAUCGAGUUAAUACGCAACAAGAGCUAUAAGUUUUGGGAGCAAGACUAUCUCGAAUGCUCAAGCGAGAUAAAGGAGGUGUUUGACGAUGUUGCUCGCACCUGUCUGGCCACGGCACCUACUGUCUCGGGGGCGAGUCCGCUGGGUUCAAUAGGCAAUAGUUCUGUAUCCCCUAGUGCGUCUGUGCAUCAUUCCCCCUAA
Plasmopara halstedii is the source of this 7050-nucleotide messenger RNA. RefSeq names its product Negative regulator of transcription. Gene Ontology annotation, cellular component: CCR4-NOT core complex; P-body. NCBI's taxonomy places the organism in Eukaryota, Oomycota, Peronosporomycetes, Peronosporales, Peronosporaceae. The transcript is spliced from 4 exons. The record is from RefSeq and is a predicted model, not a curated record. Gene Ontology annotation, biological process: nuclear-transcribed mRNA catabolic process, deadenylation-dependent decay. Gene Ontology annotation, molecular function: molecular adaptor activity. Bases 1 to 7050 code for a protein of 2349 amino acids.